Messenger RNA from Cololabis saira (Pacific saury), 787 nucleotides. Its product is annotated as polycomb protein suz12-like. The transcript is spliced from 5 exons. Gene Ontology annotation, molecular function: chromatin DNA binding. The record is from RefSeq and is a predicted model, not a curated record. Lineage: Eukaryota; Metazoa; Chordata; Actinopteri; Beloniformes; Belonidae. Gene Ontology annotation, cellular component: nucleus; ESC/E(Z) complex. The coding region runs from base 539 to 787 and encodes 82 amino acids.
GUUGCUGCUGCUUCUUUUUCUACCUCUAUCUUUAUUUCCUCGCAGCCGCUCGGCCAGAAUAAUGGGGAUUUCUGUGAAUUAACGUCCCCUAACCCCCUCAGACUGGUGUUUUCCGUGUUUAUCCGCCCCCCAGACCUCGCAGUUUGUCCCCGGGGAGCUCGUAAUUCGGCCAUGCCGGCCCGGUAGCGGCUAGGGAAGUUAGCCGCCUCGUUUGUUUCGCGCAUUUCAAGAAGUCUCCCUCGCUGAUUUUCUAACGUGCUAAACCGGUUUUUUUUCUACACCAAAAAAACCUCGCUUUUCCUGCCUCAAAAAGUACAAGAAACGGCUCUCAGGCGUUUUUAAGAUGAGGGAGCAGCAUUUCUGCAGCAACAAAGAGGAGAAGAGGAGCUGAUUUUCCUCUUCUUUCUGUGUUUUUUGAGUCUUCCUCACACCUUUCAGGAGGUUUAUCCCGGGGGUGGGAGGUUAGGUCAGGUCCUAGGAGGUUUAUCCCCGGGGAGAAGAGGUUUAUCCCGGGGAGAAGAGGUUUAUCCCGGGGUAAAUGGCUCCCCACAAACAGGGCUCCUCGCUGGGGUUCGGGGCUGGGGACCAGCCCGGAGCUGCAGCAAAGAAGCCGAACAUGCAGCUGCUGCAAGCCGACCAUGAUCUGUUCCUGCAGGCCUUCGAGAAGCCGACACAAAUCUAUAGGUUCCUCCGCACAAGGAACUUGAUAGCCCCAAUAUUCCUGCACCGGACGCUCACCUACAUGUCCCACAGGAGCUCCCGGAGCAACACCAGAAGCUCUAGGUAA